AUCUCCAAGCUGUCCAUUCCGAGGAGCGCUGUCCAGGGAGCGUGGUGCUGAAACUUCAUCCGACCGCCCCCACCCACUUCCCAACACAUCCACAAACCAACGCAGGCGGACACGCACACACACACACACACACACGGAACACGCUGCGCUGGGAGCUGUUCAACAAAAGACCUCCUGAAAGCGGGCAACUUCUUUAAGGCGGCGCCAUGGCAUUCAUCGUCAAGAACAUGGUAGGCGGGCAGUUGAAGAACUUGACUGGGGGACUUGGCGAGGAUAAGGGCGAGGGAGAAAAGUCGGAAGCCGCAGCCCAGGGAAUGACAAGAGAGGAGUUUGAGGAAUACCAACGGCAGCUGGUAGAAGAAAAGAUGGAGCGUGAUGCCAAUUUUGCUCAAAAAAAGGCAGAACGAGCAACAUUGAGAACACAUUUAAGGGACAAGUACAAGCUCCCAAAGAGCGAAUUGGAUGAAAACCAAAUCCAGUUGGCCGGCGGGGAUGUGGAACUGCCAAAGGAGUUGGCUAAAAUGAUCGAAGAGGAUAACGAAGAGGAGGCAGAGAAGGACUCGGUGUUGGGGCAGCUGGCCAACAUUCAGAACCUUGACCUUGACCAUUUGAAAAACAAAGCUCAAGCAACUCUGCAAGACUUCAAGCAAACGGCAGAGAAGUGUUGCCUCAUGUGAGAGAAGGGGAGCGAUUUCCACAACACUCGCAGUGACAUAAUGGAUAACGAGAAUUAUAGACUAUGAGACAGUGACCUGGAAAAAGCAAAAGGUCAUGAUGAAUAAAAUGCAAUAAUUGUUUAGACAAAAAUCAGCUACAGUUUGACUGUACAAUUUACACACCAUUGAGAUUUUCUGGCUUACUCCAAUCUCUGGUUUCUUUAGCUUUGAGUAUAUUAUUUUGUGAGAUAUUGGCUUGAGUAACCGAACGUGGAGCCUGGUGAAUCAAUGUUUCUCCUCUCAAUGACACUGGUGUAUUUUACUGUCCAAUAAGGGUCAUUGGGAGAAUUAUGAGAACAUGACCAAAUUGACCUAGUCUGCAAAUUGCUUUGUUAAUUUGCACUGUAAAUGAAAACACUUGUUAUGUAGUUGAUGCUCCAACUAGAUGACGCAGAAAGUGCAAUGGGUCCAAAUUUGACAACCAGUCAAUUAUAUAAUUAAAUGAUUUUCUUUAAAUUA
This is a messenger RNA of Chiloscyllium plagiosum (whitespotted bambooshark), 1175 nucleotides long. Its product is annotated as complexin-3-like. NCBI's taxonomy places the organism in Eukaryota, Metazoa, Chordata, Chondrichthyes, Orectolobiformes, Hemiscylliidae. Gene Ontology annotation, biological process: neurotransmitter transport; synaptic vesicle exocytosis; regulation of neurotransmitter secretion. The record is from RefSeq and is a predicted model, not a curated record. Gene Ontology annotation, cellular component: SNARE complex; terminal bouton. Gene Ontology annotation, molecular function: syntaxin binding.